AUGACGGCAUCCAGCGGGGUUGAAGAUCGGGCGGCGUUCCACCUGCUGGGUCAUCCGCUGCCGGCAUUGAUCGACCUGGUCACGACGAGCGGCACGGUGGAUCUGUUCACGCUGUCGCUGCGCCAACCGAUCAUGCUCUUUGUCUAUCCCUCCACCGCCUCUCCGCUCCGACCCACGCCCGCAGGCUGGUCUUCGAUUCCAGGUGCCACCGGAUGCACGCCCCACCUAGGAGCUGUCAAUUCCCACCUCGCGCAGCUGCUCGCCAAGGAACCCGAGCUCAAGAUCUUUGGCCUCUCCACCCAAGCCCAUGCCGAGCAGGUAGAAGCGAAGCAACGACUCGGCCUCAACUUUGACCUCAUCUCGGACGACAAGGAGGAGCUCACGACCGCGCUGGACAUUCCGACCUUCGAGGUGGAAGGCAAGAGGUAUCUGAAGAGAAUGACGCUAUUGCUGCGAGGAGGACAGAUCACGAGGGUGGAUUAUCCGAUCCAGGUGCCUGCCGAGGCAGCAAAGAGAGCCGAGGAUCUGCUGAGAUCCGAACAGGACCUCAUGGAUGAAGUGCAUGCACGAGAUGCGGCUGCUGCUCAGGCGCAAGCCUCAGCGUAG
This is a messenger RNA of Moesziomyces antarcticus, 606 nucleotides long. RefSeq names its product bcpB. Gene Ontology annotation, cellular component: cytoplasm. The coding region runs from base 1 to 606 and encodes 201 amino acids. Gene Ontology annotation, biological process: cell redox homeostasis; cellular response to oxidative stress. The transcript has a single exon. Gene Ontology annotation, molecular function: thioredoxin peroxidase activity. NCBI's taxonomy places the organism in Eukaryota, Fungi, Basidiomycota, Ustilaginomycetes, Ustilaginales, Ustilaginaceae. The record is from RefSeq and is a predicted model, not a curated record.